Podospora pseudocomata is the source of this 1504-nucleotide messenger RNA. RefSeq lists its product as uncharacterized. Gene Ontology annotation, biological process: response to antibiotic. The transcript is spliced from 2 exons. The coding region runs from base 2 to 1504 and encodes 500 amino acids. The record is from RefSeq and is a predicted model, not a curated record. NCBI's taxonomy places the organism in Eukaryota, Fungi, Ascomycota, Sordariomycetes, Sordariales, Podosporaceae.
CAUGAAACCAUUGUCCAGAGGACCUUGUAUGUUGAGGCCUUCUACUUCGUAUGCGAGUAUUCAAGCCCGAAACCUGUCUCCUCAAACCCGUUUCACGAGACACUCGUCCAAAAUGACCUCCAAGCCACAACCCCGGCCCCCCCCCCCUGAAAAUCACACCGUAGAGCUUCUCCGCCGGCACCUCACACCCGUCCCACCCAUCUCACAAUCCUCUUCAACCCUCACCAACUUCUUCGCCCCCUUUGCCUACAACGACACCAAAAUAAUCCUAAUCGGCGACUCCACCCACGGCACCUCGGAAUUCUACCAAGCCCGCGCCGAACUCACAAAGUACUUUAUCCAACACCACGGCUUCAACAUCGUCGCCGUAGAAGCCGACUGGCCCGACGCCGAAGCCAUCGACAAACAUGUCCGCCCUCGCUCCCCAUCCGCUCCCUCCCUCACCCAAGACAGCGAGAAGCCCUUUCAGCGCUUUCCCACUUGGAUGUGGCGGAACGUCGAGUUUCAGAACUUUACCAAAUGGUUGAAGGAGUGGAAUGAAGGGAAGGACAGCAAGACUGAGGCAGUGGGGUUUUACGGGUUAGAUUUGUAUUCACUGGGCAAGUCGAUGCAAGCUGUGGUGGAUUACCUUGACAAAAUUGAUCCCGAGAUGGCAAAGGUGGCACAAAAAAGGUACGAGAGAAUGAUGAUGUGGGCGGAGGAGCCGCACGAGUAUGGGCUGGAGGCGCUUGCGGCUGGGUUUAAGGGAUGUGAGAAGGAUGUGAUCAAGAUUUUGAAUAGCUUGCUGAGGAAGAGGGUUGAGUACGAGAGCAUGAUUUGGGAUGGGGAGGAGUUUCAUUCUGGGGAGCAGAAUGCGAGGUUGGUCAAAGAUGCGGAACAAUAUUACAAAGCGAUGUACUACGGCCGCGACGAGUCAUGGAAUCUGAGAGAUAAACACAUGUUUGAAACGUUGAACCGAAUCAUCAAGCACCGAUCGAGGAGCACGCCGUCCAAGGCCAUUGUCUGGGCGCAUAACAGCCACAUUGGCGAUGCGCGUGCCACCAGUAUGGGCUGGUCGAACGAUGAACUCAAUAUCGGGCAACUCUGCAAAGAGGCCUACGGAGAUCAAGCCCUUACCAUAGGUUGUUUGACCAACACCGGAACAGUCGCUGCUGCUCGCAAGUGGGAUGGAGAUAUGCAAGUCAUGAAGCUACGACCUGGUCUGCCAAACAGCUACGAACAGUUAAUGCACGCCACAGCUGUCAAGAACUUUGUUCUGGACCUGCGAGUUGGUCAUUGCAACGAGGAGCUGAUAAAGGCGCUCAUGGAAAAACGGUUGGAGAGGUUUGUUGGAGUCAUCUACGCUCCUGGCACCGAGAGGCAGUCGCAUUACUCCCAUGCUGUUUUGCCUGAACAGUUGGAUGGUUUUAUCUGGUUCGAUGAGACCAAGCAUGUCGGGGCACUCGAGGUGCACCAGCCCCAUACGACAGUCGAAUUUGAUGAUACCUGGCCAUUCGGUUUGUAA